AUGGCCUCAGAUCACCAACCAAUACUAUUACCGGCGCCGGUGGAGGAUAAUUGGCCACAGAUGCGAAAGAAGCGGAAUCGAAAAGGGGAAAGAGUGAAGGUCACAAGGGCUUGCGAUGGGUGUAAAAAGAGAAAGAUCAAAUGUAAUGGCACACAGCCGUGUGCCUUUUGUCAUCGGACGAAUGCUAGCUGCACUUUCACUUCGGCCUAUGCAAGGGGGCGGGUACCUGCUAUCCUCUCUGUGUCUGGCGUUGACAACGGGAGGAAUCUAGCGCCAGCGGAGGAUGAGAAUAUCCCCAUCACUGGUCCUAUAGUGUCAAGACCGCAGUACCCUACCUUAUUGCCCAGAACAGAGCCUAGAGGGGAUAACCCCACGGAGUUACAAAACCAAUAUGUUUCAUCGUGUGCUAUGGCGCCCUCCGCCUCUACGGAUGCAGACGCAAUCUCGCAGACGUCCCCAGAACCUUCUCAGACCGAUUUGCAGGGACAUUAUAUUGGACCUGCAUCCGGAGUUUCCUUUCUUCACAGGAUCCAGAAACGCCUACAUCAGGCUAGCUCGUUCUCUCAGGCGAGCAGCAUCUUUACGUUCGGUGAUGCAACUUUGCAUCUUCCAGAAUCCGACCCGUCAUUUUGCAUGAUGCUUCAUAGGGAGGAUGCUCAGCGUCUUAUAGAACGUUACUUCGACUUUGCAAUGCCGACAUACCGUUUCCUUCAUCGGCCUACUAUUCAGCAAUGGUUCAACGAGUUCUAUGAUACUCUCGGCAUCAUGCAUGACGUUCAAAAUGCUCCCGCUAAGGUAGCCUUGCUCUUCAUGGUUUUUGCCCACGCAAGGAUCUAUAUGCCCGACGAUGACAGGCCAGGCCCACCAGACAUGAGCACGCGAUACUUCUUAGCAGCUGAACAUCAGCUCACAAAGGAGAAGGGCUCGAUACGUCUAACCAGCGUACAAGCACGAUUGACUCAGUGCUAUUAUCUCCUCGCCCAAUCCCGCGUUAACCAUUGUUGGAGCCUGUUUGGGACAGUUGCACAUCUAGCGCUGGCUAUUGGCCUCAACAGAAACAUACCCCCUGAUGCUGCAAGUAGAUUAAAUAUAGUUGAGGCUGAGGGUCGCCGACGAACUUUUUGGUGCGCCUACACGCUAGACACAUAUCUCAGCGCUGCUUUGGGCAGACCGCGGACCUUUCACGACGACGACAUUGAUACGGAACUCCCAGCAUGCGUCGAAGACGAAGAUUUGGUGAGUGAGGACAUGAACAUGCAAAUGACCUCAACCAGGGGCCCAUCAACUAUGCUUGCUGCACUUGCACAUAUGAAACUCGCUCAAAUUAUCAGUAAAAUACUGAGUAAUCUCUACUCCAUCAAGCCAAUACCUGCCGCCCGCCGAAUAGCCGCCAUGAAAGAGAUCUCAAAAGAUCUAAGUAACUGGCGGGCAGAGUUGGCUCGGUUUUUAGAUGUCGACAAUUUCAGCACAUCGUUUCUUAUUCCACUGUUUCAGCGACAGCGAAAUGUUCUCAAUCUCACCUACUGGCAUGCUGUCAUUCUUCUCCAUCGGCCCUUCGUGUUAAGCAGCCUCUCGCAAAUUUCGCAGCAAAAUAAAAGAAAUGCCGCAUAUAAAGACGCGCCGACUGAUGAAAGCUUGAAGGAGUGUCUAGAUGCCGCGAUGAAGACUGUGAACACAAUCAAUGAGAUCACCGAAAGUCAUCAGUUAUUCCGCGCAUUCUGGAUUACCACAUACUUCGCCUUCAACGCCACCAUCAUGCUUUACAUCUACGUGAUACAGGAGCGUGCAUCUCCAUCAGAGAUCUACAGCCGCUAUUUCUCUGCCGCCACUCGAUGCCAGUCCCAUAUCUCUUCCAUCGCGGAGAAGGGGUCAUUAUCAGAGCGCUAUUACCUCGUGCUAGAGGAACUACGCAUUGAAGCUCUACGCCAAACGAAAUCCAUACGCCCGUCUACGGGAAUUCUGGAUGGCAUGGACAGUCAGUCACAAUCCAAUUGGCUCCAGCCCGAGGUUGUCCCGACAGACGAAAAUCGUCCUACCCCUGCUUAUUAUACAGAUUUGAUGGAAGGGCCUAUGAUAGACUUCAAUAGUAAUGUCCCAGGCUUUUCGUUUUCUGAUUGCUUGGGCUGGGAUCAGUUCACUUCCAUGGUUUCUUCGGGAUUGGGCAAUAUGGAUGUGUUUAUCAACCAUAAUUGA
Messenger RNA from Penicillium lagena, 2193 nucleotides. RefSeq names its product Zn(II)2Cys6 transcription factor. Gene Ontology annotation, cellular component: nucleus. Gene Ontology annotation, biological process: positive regulation of transcription by RNA polymerase II; DNA-templated transcription. Gene Ontology annotation, molecular function: DNA-binding transcription factor activity, RNA polymerase II-specific; zinc ion binding; sequence-specific DNA binding. The record is from RefSeq and is a predicted model, not a curated record. NCBI's taxonomy places the organism in Eukaryota, Fungi, Ascomycota, Eurotiomycetes, Eurotiales, Aspergillaceae. Bases 1 to 2193 code for a protein of 730 amino acids. The transcript has 5 exons.